Leptopilina heterotoma is the source of this 1325-nucleotide messenger RNA. RefSeq names its product apolipoprotein D-like. The record is from RefSeq and is a predicted model, not a curated record. Bases 40 to 975 code for a protein of 311 amino acids. Gene Ontology annotation, molecular function: lipid binding. NCBI's taxonomy places the organism in Eukaryota, Metazoa, Arthropoda, Insecta, Hymenoptera, Figitidae. Gene Ontology annotation, biological process: brain development; tissue regeneration; lipid transport. The transcript is spliced from 5 exons.
ACGUGUGUUUAAGAGUGGCUGCGCGAAAACUGUAAUUAUAUGGUCUUAGUGGGGGAGUUGUAUAAAUAUACCUUCUCCGUUGAAAGUUCUGUUUACAAGUUCAGUAACAAGACCGGAGAACUCUGGAAAGGAGCAAUGGCUUCAAAAAUAAUUCUGGUGUUCUGCGUAAUAUUCGCAUCAUGGGUGCAAAUCGAUGCUCAUUCGUACAAUUUAGGAAAUUGUCCGAAUGUCGAACCAGCUACAGGAUUUCAAAUGAGCAAGUUCCUUGGUGUUUGGUAUGUAAUUCAAAAAACAUCAACAGCCAGUAAAUGUAUUUCUUAUAAUUACACUCGUGGCGAAGAACCUGGAGAAUAUGUAAUCACUCAAGAUUCCGAUGUUCCUGUUUUAGGAUUAACGUCAUUGAAACAUGAAUAUCACUAUACUGGCGAAUUAUCAGUCCCAGAACCAAGCACCCCAGGUCGUAUGUUGGUUCGUUUUCCACUAAAUGUUGCCGGAAGUGCGUCGCACGUGGUUUUCGACACGGACUACACCAACUACGCCGGUGUCUUCACAUGUCAAAAAUUAGGAUUCUUUCACCGAAAAAGCGCGACAAUUCUCUCAAGAUAUCGGGAUUUGGAUAAAUCUGUUAUUGACAAAGUACGACAAUCUUUAAGUAAUUUCAAUGUCGAUCCAUUUGAUUUGAGUAUUGUCACACAAACCAAUUGUCCAACGGGAAACAAUUCCCUGGACAUAAAUAUCAAUCCAAAUACAUUUACGGCUGAAAAUUUUGGUAAUGUCGUACGUAAAGCUGGUCAAAAACUCGGCGAUGGCGUUGAAUGGGUCAGUAAAGCUGGAAGUAAGGUCUAUCACAAAAUCACAGGCACUGAGGGGAAACCAGAACCAACACCCACAUUGUCCGUUCCGAAACCCGGUGAAAAUAUCAUUAAGGACGUUAAUGGUCGAAUAGAAAACAAUGAAGUCGAAUGGUUUCCUUAAAUUUAACACAAAAUAGCAUUUAAUAAUUUAAUAAUUAUUAAAUUAUUAAAUUAUUAAAUGUAAUCAAAUCCGAUUAAUUUAAUCCAAGAGAUUUAAUAAUUAAGAGCGUAAUUCUUUAUAUGGAGAAAAAUGGAAAAAAAUUUUAGAUAUACUGUAGAUUAAGUAAAAACUGAGAACAGUGUCGAGAUUAUGUAUUUUAAGAAACAAUAUUUAAAAUUACAGACAAUUUUUUUUCGUCUGUAUGUUAAAAAUUAAAAUUGUGAUAUGCUAAACGUAGACGUAAAUAUUUAACAAAUUAUUCUGUGUACUUUUACAAAUAUUUUCUUAAUACAUUAAUCUUUUUAAGAUUC